This is a messenger RNA of Guillardia theta CCMP2712, 1008 nucleotides long. RefSeq lists its product as hypothetical. NCBI's taxonomy places the organism in Eukaryota, Cryptophyceae, Pyrenomonadales, Geminigeraceae. The transcript has 7 exons. The record is from RefSeq and is a predicted model, not a curated record. Bases 108 to 779 code for a protein of 223 amino acids.
AAAGUCGGAGGAGGAACGCGGGGAGGGAGGAGGAAGAGAAAGAAAACAAGAGCGUUGUCCGACGCCCUCCAUCAAGACGAGGAAAACAAAGCAUCUUUCGUAGCGCUAUGACUUACUACAGGCGCGUGAAUGAAAUCGUCCACGUUCCUUUUCUUGUCGUGUUUUCGAUUGCGCUGGCAGUGGCAUUCACACAUGUGAGCAACAAGGGUGAGGAUUUCGGUGAGAGCGAUGGAAGCGAUCAGACUACGUCAUCGAAUUGGGUCUGGGGGUACGGAGAAGGGAAGGACAUGGUGGUGCGGGUCAACUGCACCUCUUAUCGGCAUGUCAUGUACGAUACGGUAGUGGAGUUUGGGCAUGGAAGCGGAGGAGGCAUUGCUUUCCGAACGAGGGAUAGCGAACAACCGCGAUGGGUGUGGGAAGAUGGGUCGGUGGAGUUUCAAGACAAGCUCGCAUGUGAUGAUCUCGCAAGCUCGCUCAAGAAAUCCACGAAAAGGGGGAUUCCAAAGUACAGGUUCUUUAACAGAUACAACAAGGUGUUCUGGAUAGCAAGCAUGAAAGAUGGAGUUAUCACCUUCAGGAAUGCGUUGAAUCCCGUCUCGAUCCAACUGCAUGUAAGUGAUGGAUUUCCAAAGCCCUCACCCAGCCUUCCACUGCCUCCCCUCUUUCCCCUCUUCUCCUCCCUCAUUCGUUCGCCCUUCCCUGCUUCCCUACCUCACGUCUAUGCCGCCCUCCCUCCUUCCGUCUUUCUCCCCCUCCCCUCCCCGUCUCUCCCUUCCUGACUGACUCCCUCUCCCUCCCUGCACUUGUAUCCCUUACAGGGCGACGGCUUCACUUUCCAUGGGACGAAAGGAGUUCAAUUCAGCGUGAUCAAGGGCGAGAUUGUAGGGCAGUUGGUGAAUGCAACGGAGAAGAGAAACAUAUCUGGCUACAACUUCUCAGAGUUUGUUGUCUUAAAGAAUCCAGAACCACUACAAGAAGGUAAGAAGAAAUAAACCUCUGAUUUCAAUG